Messenger RNA from Seriola aureovittata, 3074 nucleotides. It is a transcript of the gene arhgef33, whose product is annotated as Rho guanine nucleotide exchange factor (GEF) 33. Bases 1 to 2430 code for a protein of 809 amino acids. The record is from RefSeq and is a predicted model, not a curated record. The transcript is spliced from 16 exons. NCBI's taxonomy places the organism in Eukaryota, Metazoa, Chordata, Actinopteri, Carangiformes, Carangidae. Gene Ontology annotation, molecular function: guanyl-nucleotide exchange factor activity.
AUGGAGGAGGCUAACCUGGAGAUCGCUCAGCUGCAGGGCCUGGUGGCUGAGCUGCGUGAGGGGCUCCAUGUUGCCUUGACAGAGCUGGGCGAGCUGCGUCACAGGGACCACGGCCUGGAGGAGAAGCUCCAGGCGCAUCAGACUGACGUGGAUGAUAAGAUAAUGGGCCUCAAGAACUCGCUCAACACUUUCAAGGAGGAGCUGAAUGUGGCGUUGUUCCACAUUAAGGACGUGUCCAACAGACAGAGAGAGGUUCAGAAGAGGAUAGAAAUAUUACAGUCUGAAAACAGCAAGGAUGCCGUCUCUGUUCCGCACAGUAGAAAGAGCUCCAAGGCAGAUGUGCUAACGGCAUCGGGGGAUGAACACAUCUGCGUGCCGAGCCAAUCAGAACUGAACGUUAUUCAACACUUCUUUUCCAGUCUGCCACACAGCGGGUCACCACAGAGGAGCAACACGUCUACACAGACCUCUACCUCUGAGAAGGAGCCUCAGCCACAGCAGCAGAGGGGUUGUCUGUCCAAGUCUCCAGCGUGGGGAGAGGGGAAGAACAGCAGAGACGACACAGAAACCCCCAACAGCCAGACUGAAAACAAUAAGAGACAGAGAGCGGCUCUGGAGCUCCUGGAGUCAGAGAGAGUUUACGUCUCCCACUUGUCUCUGUUACUGAAGGCCAACAUCUCCUUCAACGGCUCGGAGGCGCUCACCACCAAAGACAAGCGUCCAUUCCCUAGCUCUCUGAGGUUUCUGAUCCAGCAGCAUCUCGAGCUCCUCCACACUCUCCAGGACCGUGUGCUCAAGUGCCAGUGGCAAGGCAUCAUGGGGGAUGUGUUUAUGAGGCUCACCAGCAAAGAGAGUGAUUUCUUGGACUUUUACGUGUCGUACCUGAAGGAGCUCCCAGACUGUUUGUCGGUCGUCACCAUGCUCGCCUCCAGCUCCGUGAAGUCUUCUGCCCUAAUGGAGAGUGACAUAAUGGGUGACGAAUCCAAACCCUCCCUCCACACUCUGCUCCUUCAGCCGGUUCAGAGGAUCCCUGAGUACCUGCUGCUGCUACAGGGGCUGCUGAGGCAGACAGAUGCAGAGCACCCAGACUACUACCUGCUGCUGGUGAGCAUCCAGCAGUUCAGGUCCUUCACAGCUCAGUACCACCACCUCCUCCAGCACAACCAGGAGCUUCUGCUGCACAACCGCAAGGAGGUGAAGAGGUCUACCAUGAAACAGCUGUUAAAGACAGUAGAAAGUGGAAUUCAAGCUAACAACAUUGGCUCACCGUACCCUUGCAGCAGUGCAGCCAUGCUGGAACGUGCGAACCAGGUGAAGCGCAACAAACAGCAUCUCCUGGAGCAGAUCCAGUCUCACCGUUUCCAGGAUUGGAAUCGGGACCGGGAUCCAGAAACUCACUGUUAUGACACAGAGUGGCCUUCCCAGCUCCCGUUUUUCAGCCCUGACCUGGACUCACGGAACCACAAGCCAACAGGUCUCGGCAGUAUCCCAGAGAGUGAGGCAUCCGAGAGGUCCCUGUCGUGCCAGCAUCAUCUUCCCUCCAGACCUUCAGACUUCCGUCAGGUUCAACCAGGCUCUGCUCUGGCUGAUGCUCUCGGAGAGUUCCUUCUCCCUCCAGACCCCCCAGGGAUGGAGAGCCUCUAUGAAGAGGAUGGAGGCUCCCUUCAUGAUGUCUUCGACCACUGCUCGUCCGGCUCUUCAGAUUCCUCUAUUGACAUUGCCUUCGUGAAGUGCCCCAAAGGCCCCUCAGCCUCGCAUCACGCAAUGGCAGCGAAUGUGUCGACAACCCGUGAUGUCUUUGGCAACGGUGGAAGCCACGGCAACGGUUAUAGCAAACUGCCCAGCCGAGGAUGCGUGUCUCCGGAUGAAGCUGUAAUGAUGCGCCGCAACCUGCAUCGCCCCCUUCAGGCCAGCCAGCGUAAGAGCAAGUCGCUGAACGGCCUGCAGAUGGACAACACAGUGAGUAGUCUGGAUGGUGGACAUCUAUCAGACCCCCUCCAAAGAGUGGGACUGGGCAGCCAUGCAAAGCUGGAGCGCCAGGGCAGCAAGGGCAGCAAAGGGUGUACAACUCCAUCCCGUAUGGUCCACAGCCCCCUGGGAAACAGACUGGAUACAGACAAACAGAGCAACGAUCUUCACGGGCUGCUCUGCAUGCAGGACUCCGGGAUCCAGUCAUGGGGGGACGAAUCAAAGUGGAGGGGUGGGAUAGAGGAGAAUAACCACACACCCUUCAGUGAGAGGAGUCGGAAGCAGGAUAAAGGAGGCUUCAGGAGCUCAUUCAAGAAACUCUUCAAGAAAAAGAGCAGCGAUGAGAAGAAAGAGAAGGGAGGUGAGAAAACACCAGAAAACCACAACAACGGUGAACAUGACACGUCAGGGAAAAAUCCCAAGCUGGUGCAUCUGGAGAUAAACCGUGGCACAGCUGUAUGAACGCCACCCCACUGUCACAGACUGCUCAAAUAUACAGUGUAAUGCAUGCAUGCUGAAUAAGUGCCAUAUAAUUAGAGACUUUUUUUUUUUUUUUUAACUUUUACAACUGCUGUAUAAAUGCUGUACAGGUAUAAGCUAUUUAGCUAAGCAACAUUUCCUCUUAACAUUUCCAUGUGAUUUUUAUUUGAAAGACAGAGUCCUGCCCCUGGCCUUCACACUGAGGGAAAGCACUUUUUAUUCACCAUUUUUUUUUUUUUUUUUUUUUUUUUAAAUCAAAGUAGUUGGUUGAAUUUUUGCCCAUGUUCAAUGUUAUUUUGUUAAUUUUGUCAAAAAACAUUUUGCCAGUGAAUCUGUGAAUAGGUUGUUACAAACCUGACCACUAGAUGGUGUAGUUUAACACUUUCCAUCCCUGUACUGUAAAUAGCUCUGCUCUACCUCCAGUUCUUAAAAGAUUUUCUAACUAACACCUUUCUUCCCGUUUGACCCUCCCUUCGAUGCGUUUCAUUUGCACCCCAAAUUUCAAAUCUGUGCAAACUUACUAGCAGACAUUUCUAUGGUUGCUUAAUUUCUUAAGCCAUAACCAGAUAUUAUUAUAUUGUGCAUAUACUCAGGAGAACAACCAUUAAACAGUUUGAUUAAAUGAU